Messenger RNA from Hyla sarda, 6438 nucleotides. RefSeq names its product von Willebrand factor A domain containing 8 (gene VWA8). Lineage: Eukaryota; Metazoa; Chordata; Amphibia; Anura; Hylidae. The coding region runs from base 413 to 6124 and encodes 1903 amino acids. The record is from RefSeq and is a predicted model, not a curated record. Gene Ontology annotation, molecular function: ATP binding; ATP hydrolysis activity. Gene Ontology annotation, cellular component: cytoplasm. The transcript has 46 exons.
GCUACUAUCCCAGCUUUACCCUCGAGGUAGUCAGAGGUUUUGAGGCGAUGAAUGAGUGUGGGCGGAAUGUGUUUGGACAAGACGUUUGUCCCUCCACUACUUUCGCCUUGUGUUUGUCCUAGUAGUCAUAUACACAGCUUCUUAUACAGCUGCUACGUCACUAGAGAAUGUAUACAGCACGCCUCCGCAGCGCUUUACCGCUCCCCGGCACAUGACGUCAUCGCGAUGUUGGAUCACAUGAUCACUAUCCGUCCGAUGUUGAGUAGUGUUUGUCACGGUAGCCGCACAUGACAGGGGGAAGAGUUUCCGGGCGGACUUUGUGCUCUUGGAUUUUUCUUCCCCCUGCAGCUUAUGAGCCGGUGACACAAGAACCUGAGUCUCGGAGGACACGGAGUGACCGACUCUAUGCCUCAUGCAGUCCUUACUUCGCUUGCCAGCCACUGGGACUCUCCCGGCCUCUUCACUGCGGAGGGUCAGAUGUCUGUUCAAUCAGCUACUAAAUUAUCGUGGUAUUACCCCACAACCAGUCCUUCUCCGGGGCCACACCACAUCUUCAGAUGACACAGUUAACAUUGGAGAUGUAUCCUAUAAAGUAAAAACACCAAGAAACCCUGAAUUGGUACCCCAGAGUUAUAUUUCUGAUUCUCUGAGCCAGUCCGUUAUACAACACCUUAGAUGGAUUAUGCAAAAGGACCUACUAGGACAAGAUAUCUUCCUCAUUGGCCCCCCAGGUCCACUUCGAAGAUCUAUAGCUAUGCAAUAUUUGGAGCUGACUAAGCGAGAGGUUGAAUAUAUUUCUCUCUCUAGAGACACUACUGAAUCUGAUCUCAAGCAGAGAAGGGAGAUACGAUCUGGAACUGCAUUUUACAUUGAUCAGUGUGCUGUUCGUGCCGCCACAGAGGGAAGAAUUUUGGUUUUGGAAGGAUUGGAAAAGGCAGAAAGGAAUGUCUUACCAGUUUUGAAUAAUUUGCUGGAGAACAGGGAGAUGCAGCUGGAAGACGGACGAUUUCUUCUGUCUGCUGAACGUUAUGACAAACUGCUUCAGGAACACAGUAAAGAAGAACUGGACGCAUGGAAGAUUGUUCGUGUCAGUGAAGAUUUUCGAGUGAUUGCCUUGGGGCUGCCAGUCCCAAAAUACACUGGCAACCCUCUUGAUCCACCACUGCGCUCCAGAUUUCAAGCCAGAGAUAUUUAUCACCUGCCAUUUAAGGAUCAUCUGCAGCUACUAUAUUCAGUUGGACCAAAUGUUCCAGCUGAGAGAAUUUCUCAGCUCCUUUCCUUUGCCACAACUCUGUGCUCACUUGAAUCUGCCACCCUUGGGCUUCCAGACUUCCCAGCAGACAAUUUGGCAGCAGCCAUUGGCAUUUUGAAUGUAUUCCCCAUGAUGUCGUCCCAGAAAGUUAUACAGAGACUAUAUCCUUAUACUGUUAUUUUGGGGAAAGAAGGAAGAACUGCUGUAGAAGACACAUUAAAGAGAUUUGAGCUGCUGGAUGCAGAAAGGUCUCCUGUUUCCAUGAAAGUUGUAAAAGUGGAACCAGUUCAGAAUGCCAAUAGCCCCUUGGCUUUAGUUCACUUACAGACUAGUGACAAGAACUUCACAAUACAGGUGGCAGCAGGUACACAGCCAGUUCAACUACAUUCCAGUUCAUCCCAGUUUAUUAGAACCAGUACACAUGAUCAGCUAUUGGCCGAGAUGGUGCAGUCCCAUAUGGUAAAAGACAUGUGCCUGAUUGGAGGAAAGGGGUGUGGUAAAACGGUCAUUGCUAAAGAAUUUGCAGAUAUGCUUGGUUACGAGGUUGAACCAGUAAUGUUGUACCAGGACAUGACAGCCAGGGAUUUGCUGCAGCAGAGAUACACACUUCCAAAUGGGGACACUGCCUGGAGACAAUCUCCUCUUGUCAUGGCGGCAUUAGAAGGGAAGCUUGUAAUCCUUGAUGGUAUCCAUCGUGUCAACCCUGGAACACUAGCCAUUCUUCAAAGGUUAAUUCAUGACAGAGAGUUGACUUUGUAUGAUGGUACUAGGCUACUUAGAGAAGAUCGGUAUCAGUAUUUAAAGAAUGAGUUACAGCUGUCAGAUGCUGAGCUCCAAGAAAGGUCCAUUUUUCCUAUACAUCCUUCCUUCAGGAUAGCUGCCUUGGCAGAACCACCAGUUAUUGGCAGUAAUACUCAGCAGUGGUUGGGUCCAGAGCUUCUCACCAUGUUUCUGUUUCACAAUGUUAAACCAUCCAGUAGACAAGAGGAGGUUCAGAUAAUGAGGGAGAUGGUCCCAAAUGUCCCAAAGGAAGCAGUGGAUCAACUAUUGACAUUAACACAAAAGCUUCGUGAUACAAAAGACCCCACGACACAAUCUUUAGCUUCAUCAUUAUCUACAAGACAGCUACUUCGGAUCUGCAGACGGUUGGCUCAAUAUCCAGAUGAAAGUCUUCAUCAUGUUGUUAAUAAGGCAUGUCUCUCAAGAUUUUUGCCAAGUCUGGCUCGAUCAUCUUUACACAAAGCUUUGAUGGAUUCAGGGAUAGAGGAAACUAGUUCAGACAUGGAAACCCUUGAAAACAAAGAUUACAGCUGUGAAAUAACAUCCGGGAUACUGAGACUUGGCAGUGUUACUGUACCAGUGUUUAAUCCUGAUGAGAAGAUGAAAGUGCCUGAUGUCCUGUUCUAUGAAAAUGCACAGCAUCUGAGGGUUAUGGAAGACAUGUUAAAAGAUUUCCUGCUUGGAGAACACCUCUUGCUUGUUGGAAAUCAGGGUGUUGGCAAGAACAAGAUAGUGGACAGAUUUCUGCACUUGCUAAACCGACCAAGGGAGUAUUUGCAACUCCACAGGGACACAACUGUGCAGAGUCUCACAUUGCAGCCAUCUGUGAAGGAGGGUAUAAUAGUAUACGAAGAUUCACCCCUGGUUAAAGCUGUUAAAAAGGGUCAUAUACUCAUUAUUGAUGAGGCAGACAAAGCCCCCACUAAUGUCACGUGUAUUCUAAAAACCUUAGUAGAGAGUGGUGAAAUGAUUCUAUCAGAUGGAAGGAGACUUGUGGCCAAUCCAUCAGAACACAUGAGAAAAGAUAAUGUGAUUGCCAUUCAUCCGGAUUUCAGAAUGAUAGUGUUGGCUAACAGACCUGGGUUUCCAUUCCUGGGAAAUGAUUUCUUUAGUGCUUUAGGGGAUAUCUUCAGUUGCCAUGCAGUGGAUAAUCCUGUUCCCCAGUCAGAACUUGCUAUGCUAAGGCAAUAUGGUCCUAAUGUGCCUGAUGCUAUAUUACAAAAACUUGUAGCUGCCUUUGGAGAGCUUAGGAGCAUGGCUGACCAAGGAAUUAUCUCAUAUCCUUAUUCAACAAGAGAAGUUGUUAAUAUUGUAAAACACUUAGAGAAAUUUCCCAAUGAAGGACUGGCAAAUGUUGUCCGCAAUGUGUUUGACUUCGAUUCCUACAACCAAGAAAUGCAGGAAAUCUUGAUCAACUCCUUACAUAAACACGGGAUCCCAAUAGGAGCCAAACCAUCCAGUGUCCAGCUUGCUAAGGAGUUGCCACUCCCAGAUGUUAGUUUUGUUGGCCACUGGACCAUGAACCAGACUGGAAAUGCUCGCCGAAAGCUUUUGUGUCCAACAGAAACGCAUCAGCUUUUUAUAAAGGGUCCAGUGUAUAUAAAUGUACAGGCCUUUUCAUUAGAGCGUUAUGAGUCGCGGUCACUGAGUUUCACUGAAGAAAUGGCUCAUUGGAGCAUUCCUAUAAGUGAAGUAAAUAUCGUGUGUGAUGUCAUUGCCUCUUCAGAUAAUGAUGCAGACAGUACAGUGUAUGUGGUUACCUGCAAUCCAGUGUCAUUGUACUUUAUGAAGACUAAUGACGAUAAAGGAUUCUAUGUGGAUUUAUAUGACAUAUUCCCCAGAACUGUGGGAGGUGUAUGGCAGCCAUCUGUGAGUGUAGCACCUUUGGGUCAUUCACUGACUGGGCAGGUUAUUCUACAUGAAGUACAGAGUAAUGUCAUUCUUUUAUUGGACACCAAAAGUGGAGAACUGCGUCGUAUUGUGCUAUCACAGCAAGAUGCAGAAGCUCCAAAAAAAUCAUCCUGGUGGGGUAGUAAAGAGGCACAAGAAAGCUACAGAAUGUGUAGAGAAUUUUCACACAAGAAUUGGCUGGUGUUCUUUAAGGAAAACGGUAACUCCAUCAAUGUGCUGGAUGUUCUAGAGGGAACUACACGAGAAAUUUCCUUACCAAUCAAUCUGAAAGCUAUGUUCUUAGUUGCAGAAGAUAAGUGGCUCUUAGUUGAGGAUAAGACCAAUAAGAAAUUUCUCCUGACUACACCCUUGCAUAUGGAAUCGGAAGACAAUGGUGUGUGCCAGUUGCAUGCCCUUGAAGAGGAGGCUGCAAGUGCUGGCUUUGGUGUUUCAACAGGUUUGGAACCCUGCAGUCUGCAAAUCAUUUCCAGUGAUCAGCUGCCCCCUGAGAACCUGAGUGCAGCGAUUGGCCAGAAGAUUACCUCUCCAAAUAGGAUCCUUUCUGAUGAAAAUAGCUAUGCAUCAAUAGUAGUAGGAUUUCCUGACCUAAUGUCUCCUAGUGAAGUUUAUAGCUGGAAGAGAAAACAUCCUUUGGGCAAUCAAGCAGGUUCCCCCACAGAUCCUUUUUUCCAGCCAACCAAAUUUACAAACCUUAGAAGACCCAAUUGUGCAAAUUUAUUAGUGGCUAACCAGGUGGUCAGAGCUGUGCCUUCUGCAGAGGUGCCAUUAAAAGAAAUUUAUCCCAAAGAUAUUCUUCCUCCAAAUUCAUCUUCAUACUUAGAAGUGACCGAUCUUAAUUCCAAGAAACUAAAGUAUAUUCCAGUUCCAAGAGCCUUGUCUGUGUCCCCUUAUACAUCGUGGUUGUCUAAAAUAACUGAUAGCGACAUUUUGCUGGCAGCAGUGGGAAACAAAGGAGUUGUUACUGUGGAUAUGGGAGGCAGCGUGAGACUGUGGGAGACUGGACUCGAGAGCAUUCAGCGCUCCUUGCUUGAGUGGAGAAAUAUGAUUGGACAGGACGAUGGGAGACCACUGCAGAUUACUGUGCAGAAAGACAGUGGUUUAGAUGUGAGCUCACCAAAACAUGGAAAGCUGGAUCCAGAUAACAUGCCUCAUGUUGGUGGUAAUACAUGGGCUGGUGGAACAGGUGGCAGAGACACUGCAGGAUUGGGUGGAAAGGGAGGUCCAUAUCGUCUGGAUUCAGGGCACAAAGUCCACCAGGUGUCACAAGCUGAAAAGGAUGCUGUCCCCGAGGAAGUUAAGAGAGCAGCUAGAGAAAUGGCAGAGAAAGCAUUUAAACAAAGGUUGAAGGAAAUUCAAAUGAGUGAAUAUGAUGCUGCCACAUAUGAACGUUUUUCAGGAGCCGUGCGCAGACAAGUACAAUCUCUUCGGGUCAUUCUAGACAGUCUACAGGCAAAGGGUAAGGAAAGGCAAUGGCUUAAACAUCAAGCAAUGGGAGAGCUGGAUGACACCAAAAUCAUUGAUGGUUUGACUGGAGAGAAAGCAAUUUACAAAAGGCGUGGAGAACUUGAGCCUGAACUUGGAAGCCCACAGCAGAAGCCUAAGAGGUUGCGUCUCCUGGUUGAUGUAUCUGGCAGUAUGUAUCGCUUUAAUGGGCUUGAUGGAAGGCUUGAGCGUUCCAUGGAAGCAACGUGCAUGCUGAUGGAAGCCUUUGAGAACUAUGAGCAUAAGUUCAAGUAUGAUGUAUCAGGUCAUUCAGGAGAUGGCUACAGCAUUGAACUGAUCAGAAGUGACAAGAUCCCCAGGAACAAUAAGCAGAGGCUGGAGGUUCUGAAGACCAUGCAUGCUCACUCUCAGUUCUGCAUGAGUGGAGACUACACAUUGGAAGCCACAGAACAUGCUAUUAAGGAGAUCACCAAGGAGGAUGCAGAUGAAUACUUUGUCAUAGUGUUGAGUGAUGCCAACCUAGAACGUUAUGGCAUACCACCAGCAAGAUUUGCUCAGGCUUUAACAAUUAAUCCUCAGGUCAAUGCUUUUGCCAUUUUCAUUGGAUCCUUAGGAGACCAAGCUGAAAGGCUCCAGAGGACACUUCCAGCAGGGAGAUCUUUUGUUGCCAUGGAUACAAAGCAGAUCCCACAGAUCCUGAAACAAAUAUUCACAUCCACCUUGUUGUCAAGUGCUUAGCUGCAUUAUUAGGACUGGUUCUUGUAUAAGAUAUACAGUAAGCCGAGGAGAAAACAUUUACUUAAAAAAAAAACAAAUCUAAGGUAGAUGAUAUUAUUCUAAUAUAAUUUGUAAAUAUAAUAAUGUGAUUCUAGACCUAGUUAUGAUUUUAAUCUGCUCAACACUUCUGUGUUAGAUCACUGCUUCUUCUACUUUUUAAUACGUUUGAAUUGAACAUUUUCUAUCAAAUUCUGCUUAUUCAAUUAUUAAAUUUUAUUAUGAGUAAAGAUAUUACAUAAAAAAAAUGGCUGCUAUAUAUUAAACAUGACUUUGUC